Messenger RNA from Anoplophora glabripennis (Asian longhorned beetle), 4030 nucleotides. RefSeq names its product intraflagellar transport protein 122 homolog (gene Oseg1). Gene Ontology annotation, cellular component: non-motile cilium; intraciliary transport particle A. The record is from RefSeq and is a predicted model, not a curated record. Gene Ontology annotation, biological process: protein localization to cilium; intraciliary retrograde transport; non-motile cilium assembly. Bases 453 to 4022 code for a protein of 1189 amino acids. The transcript is spliced from 6 exons. NCBI's taxonomy places the organism in Eukaryota, Metazoa, Arthropoda, Insecta, Coleoptera, Cerambycidae. Gene Ontology annotation, molecular function: protein binding.
GAAUGCGUUAAUAUGAGUACCAAAAUAACAUUUGAAAUAAGUUAUAAUCCAGAAAUAAAUAAAAAUUGGCCAAUUAUUUAUUUAGAUCCUGGAAAAUAUCAUUAACCGCUAUAUAAAUAAAACUAUGUAGUUUUACAGAAAUAACUAUUAUUAUGAAACGACGUUGUUUUAAAAUGUACUUGUAACACCGUGUGCCCUUUCUCUUCCUACGCCUAUGGAAUGUGCGGUUACCUUGGCAACCGCUUUGUGGCUGUCAACAACAUGUUUUGUGGUUAACAAUUUCGUUGUGAAAUAAUUAUGAUUGUUUUAAAUAUUCAAAUUAACGCUGAGAAAACGUUUGGAUUAUACUGCAAAAAUGAUAUUAUAAGGUGUAAUAAAAAUAUUUAUUGUAAUAAAUACUCAGAUCGUUUACAUUCUUAAGAAAAACCUGUUAGUACUUAAACAGUAACAAAAUGCGUUCUUUACCAAAAUGGGUUGAUAAAAUCCAAGAUAGUGACAAAAUAGGCCAAAGUAUCUACGAUCUCUGUUUUAACCCAGACGGAAGCCAACUUAUUGUGGCAGGAGGCAAUCAUGUUUUAGUAUACGAUACUAACGAUGGCAGCCUUAUCCAGCUCUUAAAAGGGCAUAAAGACAAAGUACAUUCUGUAAAUUAUGCGAGAAACGGAGAAAAAUUUGCAAGCGGCAGUGCUGACAAAACCGUUAUAAUAUGGUCCAAUAAACUAGAAGGCCUGCUGAAGUACAGUCACGGCGAUUCUGUUCAGUGUGUUGCUUUCAAUCCGUUGUCGCACCAACUAGCUUCUUGUGCUUUGACAGAUUUUGCUUUUUGGAGCGCAGAGCAAAAAGCCGUUCAGAAACACAAAACAAACGUUAGAAUUAACUCCUGUUCUUGGACGAAUGACGGUCAGUAUUUGGCACUGGCAUUGAAUAACGGUGUGAUAUCCAUCAGAAACAAACUAGGGGAAGAAAAAGGGAAAAUCGAAAGGCCUAACGGUCCUGCCAUAUGGGCUCUAAGCUGGAGUACCAAUAAAGACGAUCAAACAGACACUUUGUGUGUAACUGACUGGAGUAAAACAUUGUCCUUUUAUACUUUAGGUGGUAAAUUAGUGGGGAAAGAACGAAAUUUAGGAUACGAAGCUUUAAGAGUUAGGUAUUUUCCUCAAGGAGAUUACAUUUUAAUAGGGGGGUUAAAUAAAACUUGUACGAUGUACACAAAAGACGGAAUAAAGCUGGGCGUUAUAGGGGACCAGCAGAACUCAUGGGUAUGGUGUUGCGAGGCCCAUCCGAACGGAAAUUUUGUGGCUAUGGGAUGUGAGGACGGAACUAUUUCCUAUUAUCAGCUCGUUUUUAACAUGGUUCACGGGCUGUACAAGGAAAGAUACGCGUUUAGAGAGAACAUGACUGAUAUUAUUAUACAACAUUUGCUGACCGAGCAAAAAGUCAGAAUUAAAUGUCGAGACCUCAUUAAGAAAAUAGCGAUAUAUACUGAUCGUCUUGCCGUUCAGUUGCCCGAAAGGGUGGUUAUUUACGAACUCUACUCCAAAGACAUCAGCGACAUGCACUACAGAGCUAAAGAAAAAAUUACUCAAAAAUUGGACUGUAGCUUGUUAGUCGUUUGUACCGAUCAUCUUGUAAUAUGCCGAGAAAAAACACUGCAGAGCAUGUUUUUCUCUGGAGAGAAAGAGAAAGAAUGGCAUUUCGAGAGUCCCAUAAGGUACAUCAAAAACAUUGGAGGGCCUCCUGGGAAGGAAGGACUGCUGCUGGGGCUCAAAAGUGGACAAGUCUGGGAAGUACAUUUAGAUAACAUCCACCCGUUGUUAAAGGUAACUACAAACGAGGGCGUCAGAUGUCUGGACUUGAGUCAGAGAAAAGAAAAACUUGCCGUGGUCGACGAGACGGGACUGUGUCAAAUAUUCAACGCUAAAACGGGCGAACUCUUCUUUCAAGAAACAAACGCGAAUAGCGUCGCAUUCAACAACCUCUACGAAGACAUGCUCGCUUUCAGCGGCAACAAUACCUUGUCCAUCAAGGUUAUGGAUUUCCCCGCCCAUACUCAGAAACUAAACGGGUUUGUCGUCGGUCUGAUGGGUUCGAAAGUGUUUUGUUUGAACGGGUCUAACAUGAAUACCCUUGAAUUGCCACUGAGCGCUCCUAUGUACCAGUAUAUCGAUAAAAAAAUGUUUAACGAAGCUUAUAAAGUGGCUUGUCUGGGUGUGACGCAGGGAGAUUGGGAGGAAUUGGCGCAUUCGGCGCUGGAACAUUUGGAAUUCGACGUUGCCCGAUUGGCUUUCAUCAGAUUGCAGGACUUCACGUAUCUGGAACUGAUACACGAACUACUAGAAUUACAGCAGAAAGGGGAUUACCCUCGAGAGGUAAUGAUUGGAGACAUCAACGCCCACAAAGGCAAACUAAAGGAAGCGGCCAAGAUUUACCAGAAGGCGGGCCAGGAGUACAAAGCGUUAACGAUGUACACGGACCUGCGCAUGUUCGACGAAGCACAGGAAUACCUCGGUUCGAACGAUAACAGCGACCUGAUUCGCAGGAAGGCCGACUGGGCCAAGAACAUAAACGAGCACAAGGCAGCCGCCGAUAUGUACCUGUCCAUAGGCGAGAUAAAGCCGGCGAUAGAGAUAUACGCCGAGAAAGGAUGGACGGACCAGUUAAUAGAACUGGGAAGACGCAUCGAUAAAUCGGACAGAUCCUCGCUGCUGGCCAUAGCGCAGCAUUUGAAACGCUUAAACCAAUCGUCGGCAGCUGCGGAAAUUUACCGGAGGCUGGGGGACUCCGCGGCCGUCCUGCAGCUGCACGUCGAAGCCAAAGAAUGGUCUCAAGCUUUCGCGUUGGUGCAAAACCAGCCCCAGUACAACGCCAUCGUUUACGUUCCGUACGCGCAGUGGUUAGCGGAGAGCGAUAAGUUCGUGCAGGCGCAGAAGGCUUUCCAUAAAGCGGGGAAGUCGGAAGAGGCUUUUAAGGUUUUCUUCCAGUUGACCGACAACGCGGUCUCUGAGUGUCGUUUCCACGACGCCGGUUAUUAUUACUGGAUAAUGUCGCAGCAGUACCUCGAUUUGUCCAGGAACAACAACGACAAACGCGAUCAGUAUUUGAAACAGUUCGAGGUUAACGAGAAGCUAGCGGAGAUAUACUACGCCUACAAUACCGUACAUAAAUAUUUGGAGGAACCGUUCACGUCCUACAUGCCCGAAGCACUCUUUAAUAUAGCCAGGUUCGUUAUGAUAGAAAGUUCGCAGUUGGGCACCAAGGGAGUGUCGCAAUUCGCCAUCCUGUACACCCUGGCGAAACAAGCGAGGAAACUAGGUGCUAACAAAUUGGCAAAGCAACUUUUCGAUAAGAUCCAAACGUUAAGGGUGCCGCAUAAAUUUCAAGAACAAGUGGAGAUAGCCGCCAUAUCCUCCAGAGCUCGACCCUAUAGCGAUCCCGAAGAGCUGCUGCCUAUGUGUUACCGGUGUUCGACUUAUAAUUCUCUUGCAGCCGUUUCAAACGAUUGCUUUAAUUGUGGCCAGAGAUUCGUGUACUCGUUUGUGAGCUUCGAACUGCUCCCGUUGGUGGAGUUUCAGUUGGAAGAGGGGAUAACCGACGAAGAAGCCGUGAGGUUAAUUGAAACUCCCCCUUCGAAGGUAACAGACGAGACUUGGAAGGAGAACGUCUCGGAAAACCAACAAAUGCUGCAGUUAACCGACGAUUCAGAGGAAGAAAAAGACCCGUUCAUGUCGAAGAUUAUGAAACACGAAGAUUCCAACACGUUCUCGCCUAUCGUCGUAGGGAAAAAGACGUUACUGUCUUUGGACGGUUCCAGCGUUUUGAUUUGCAAAUGGAGCCCACCGUUGAGGUAUCAGUAUUUCAGGAACUUGUUGCCCGAUUUGCACGUCACGAUAUGCGAGUCUUGCUUUAAGUGCUUUCACGUGGACGACUUUGAACUGCAGCUGCUGCAGAAUGGGCACUGCCCGUUUUGUCGGACCCCUCCCGAUAACGUGGGAUUGGACACCGGUGAUGAACUUGUUCUAUAAACUCUGCU